AUGAUUUUUGUCUGUUGUUGUUUUUUUUAAGCGCGCACGAAGCAGCUAGAGCACGAACGAAGUGUAGAGAGAAACACUAGACGUAGUCGAGAAGCAUUUUCUCUCUGCUCACGUUAUGAUAGCGUAAAUUACGGCGCUUGGCAUGUUUUGAAACCUUAAUUUGGUCCUUCUGUUACUACUUCGCUCAUUCCGAAAUUUUACUUUCAAUUAAUAAAAAAAGAUAGGGAGAGGUUCGAGAAAUGGUCAGACUAAGUAUAUGUUUUCAGUACACUGAUAGAGGACUCUUCUUCGACCGAUGACAGAACGCGUUAUAUCCAAACUUUAUCAUAAUGAGUAUUGGAUUAUUUCUAUUACCCCGCCUUAAAUCAUGUUACGGACCCCCUUCAUCGUUGAUGCUUUUUGCGUCUUUCUGCCAUUGCAUGGGCGAUGCAACAAUAAUAGACGACGGCGUGAAACGUUCUUUUGAUUGACAUUCGUUGUAGCUUGAUUAUGACGAAAUGUAUGUUCUCUUUUAGACAUCGACGAAUGCGGCGAAGCUCAUGCAGUGAAAAUGAACAACUGCCAUCCGAAUGCCUCUUGCACUAAUACUCAGGGCUCAUACAACUGUUCCUGUAAACCUAAAUACAUUGGGAAUGGUACAAACUGUAAAGGUACGUUUGGUAUCCACCAUGCCAUUAAAUUAGUUAAGAUGGCUAUAGGUUAGACUCGAUCUGAAUCUUUCCUAUUCAGGUGGCCAUUAACGACCAUAUUGCUGCUUAGUUAUAUAUAAAGUACGUUAGCUACGCGUUAAUUCUGCCGAAAGCUGUCUUUAAUGCGUUAUUGAAGAAAGAGGAAACACAAAUUCAGAGACUGCUUUUCGUAGUUUAUAAAUUUUAUUUCCAAUAUUUAUUUCUUAGCCUCAUGGUCCGAAAAUGCCCCACGCAAGUAUUACUUCACCUCUCUAUUUUUAAUGUAGUUGUCUUCUUUAAUAACCUAAGUCCUGUUGUAAUAAUUAUUUCACUUUGUAGCCGAUCAUUGCUAUCAUUAUAAAAAUCUGAGUGAUGCGAAUAGAAAGAUGAGUUACGUAACACCUGCCGAUUCAAGUUCGUGUGACAGCCCAUUAUCUGAGGGAUGGUAUCGUUUUGUAGGAGCUGCGGGAACAAAAAUGCCAACAAAGCGUGUGCCAGCAUACAGAUGUGGUACAGACUGGUCAGGCUGGUUGGAUGGUUCUCAUCCUACAGUGGAAGAUGGUAAAGUUCAAAGGACGGUCUGCUUUAGUAAUCGCCCUAAUGGUUGCAAAGAGUUAAAGAAGAUUUUUUGA
Molecule: messenger RNA, 1300 nt
Organism: Pocillopora meandrina
Lineage: Eukaryota; Metazoa; Cnidaria; Anthozoa; Scleractinia; Pocilloporidae
Source: the annotation of a GenBank genome assembly